Molecule: messenger RNA, 3481 nt
Organism: Hydractinia symbiolongicarpus
Lineage: Eukaryota; Metazoa; Cnidaria; Hydrozoa; Anthoathecata; Hydractiniidae
Product: galactose-3-O-sulfotransferase 2-like
Exons: 2
Coding region: 463-2226 (587 amino acids)
Biological process (GO): glycolipid biosynthetic process
Cellular component (GO): membrane
Molecular function (GO): galactosylceramide sulfotransferase activity
Source: RefSeq, a predicted model, not a curated record
UGUUUAUUUUUUUGAUGUUGUACUUCCCUUACUCCUGUUAUGGCUGUGUCUUUUUUUCAAAUAAAAAACAUUGAAUUGAAACGCUGUUUUCAUUAAACUGUCAAAACUUAAAAUUGAUUUGUAUCCUAUGUGGUGCUCCAUCUUAAAAAAUAUUUGAAUUUAUUUUAUCUUGACGUUUGAACUCGUGUUUUGAACGUUGAAAGUGUGAUGAAAGACUUUGUUGCAUUAGAAAGUAAGAGUUACCAAAGAAAUGGCGGCAAAUUCACGAAAAGCUGACUUAACAUUUUUUUUUGAAAAGAGACAGCUGCGGACACUAAAUUUGAAACGGAGGAGAACGAGUUAAUUCAAUUAUAUCUAUCUUUAAAAGAACAUGAAGAAAUCUAUGUUUAUACUUCAUUCGUCUUUCUCUGUAAACACACAUUGUGAUGCCGUAAAACAAAUUCGAAAAUAAAAAGAGAAGAAAUGGAAGCAUGUGGAACAAAAAUGGCUAAAUUAUUCAUAUCCGUGUUUCGGUGGAAAUGUGCUCGAUUAUUUUGUCUCGCGUUAACUCUGGCUCUUAUUGUUCUUGGUGUAAAUUUUACAGACUGGUAUGGCGAAAAAAAUAUUUAUGUUAAAGAGCGCGAAAAUGUUGAUAUAUCUAUACGUACUAAAGUCUCUCAAUAUUCGAGUUUCGAACAUAUGAAAACAGAAGACGAACGCAAAUAUUUUCAACAAUUUACUUCGGAAAAUCGAUGGCACAAAAAAUUAAUUGCAAAAAAUCAGAAUGUGAACGCACAUGAGAAAAUUGGUUUACCAAGAGAACACACGCUAACGAGCGAAGUUGAGAAUACAUACGAGACAACAUUAACUGAUCCUGAAGAGAGGAACUUCAAAACUACUCCAUUCAAACCAGACAUCACUUUAAAGAGUAGCAAAUAUGAUCACAUGGUAUCUUCUACUGCGUCACAAAAUUCAAAUAAAAACAAGGGAAUUAGAGAGGAUCGGACUUCAAAAGUGCUUCAACACAUCGUUGAAAAAGGCAAAAAUAUAAUGACACAAAUGACGAAAGAAGGAUCGCCGAUGACAAGAGUCGAAGAUUUAAUCACUGAACAGUCUAAUAUAAAAUUUCUUCCUGACGAUCUCGUUGACAAAAUACUGAACAACAGAAGAAUUGAACAAAAGAAAUGUAAACCGAUCAAAAAUGUGAUUUUUCUAAAAACUCACAAAACAGGUUCGAGUACCAUAAUAAACAUCAUGCAACGAAUUUCACAUCGCAAAAAUUUAAGCAUUGCACUGCCAGGGGUAAAUCAUUUCUUAGGAUGGCCCAAACCUUUCCUUGAGAACUACAUAUUCGAACACGAAACAAACAAAACCUAUAACAUCAUAUGCAAUCAUGCUAGAUUUAAUAAGCAGCGAAUGCUAAAAGUCAUGAGUAGCAAAAACACAAAAAUUGUCACCAUUAUACGGGAUCCAUUGUAUCAGUUUGAAUCGUCUGCCGUAUAUUUGAAUUUUAACAGUUUGCUUAAACUGAAUCGUUCGAAAAAUGUUCUUGAUGCGUUCUUUGCACAACCAGAAGAGGCUAUAUACAAUCGAACCUUGCACAGAAAUUCGCACAACGUGUUUCUACUAAAGAACCCGAUCGCAUUUGAUUUAGGCUUUCGCACUUGGAUCCAAACUGAGGAGCAUGUUCAGCAUGUUUUAAAUUCAGUGAAAAAAGAUUUUAAUUUAGUGAUGAUAUCGGAUUACAUGGAAGAAUCGUUAAUUUUACUGAAGAAUGAAUUAUGUUGGGAUAUGAAGGACGUACUGUACUUCACAAUGAAUAAACGACCAGAUAAUCGCCGCCAGAAAAUUCAGAAUAUUGCAGAGAAGAGGAUGAAAUUAAAAAGAUAUAACAAAUUGGAUUACAGCAUUUUUGAGUAUUACAACAAAACAUUUUGGGAGCAGGUUAAAGCAGGCGGAGAAACAUUUCAAAACGACGUCAAAAUUCUCAAAGCAAUAAAUAAAAUGCUGGCUGACACUUGUUUACAUCAAGGACGUCAUUUUGAUAAAUCUCAGUGGUGGUUUCCCAUACUAGGAUAUAAAUUAAAAGUUGAAGCAAAAAAAUCACCGUACUUUCAGUUAUGCGAAGAUAUGACCAGGUCUGAAAUAGAUUUUACAAAUAUGCUUAAGUUGAAAUCGACUAAACGUCACUGGACUAUACCAACACGUGUCAUAAAAACCCGCAUGCGCAAAUAUAAAACAAAGUAAAACUAAAUGGACUACCGUUAUGCUUCGAAUAAACGCCCGGGGCGUUUAUCAAUUUUUUUGACAUUUUUGGGGGCGUCUAUUCGAGGGGGCGCUUAAGAGAAGGGGGCGUUUAUUAAAUUUUUUACACUUCGUCUCUUUUGAAGUUUUUAAAGAUACCUAUAAUAUAUAUCUUCACAACAGAGAGUAAAAGAUAUUCACAUGUUUUAGUGAAUGAACUUCAAAUCGAAAAACUAAAUUUCCAACCUUAAACCUGAGAUUUAGGAAAAAAGUAAGUAAGUAUACUUUUGCUAUCGCCUCGAAUAAACGCCCCUUAUGAGGGAAGGGCGUCUAUUCGAGGGAAGCGUCUAUUCGAGGGGGACGUUUAUUUAAAGAAUGACUGAAAAGGAGGGGCGUCUAUUCGAGGGGGGCGUUUAAUAGAAGGGGGCGUUUAUUCGAAGCAUUACGGUAGGCUAUGUUUUUAAAUAUUUAUUGGUUAGGUAGUUUAUAUAUUAAUUUAUGUUUAUAAUUACUUGGUAUUUAAUAUUACGUAAAAAAAAUAAGUUUAAAUAUAUUUUGAAAAUUUCUACUAAGUUGCAGAAGAUGUCAUUUCAUCAUGAUGUCGCGAAUCGUGUUCCCAAAAAUAGCGAUUUUUCGCGAUUUUUGAAUAAAAACCAGAUUUCACUUAAGUCAUUUUUCUGAUUUAAGGCAAAUACAAUAAUUUUGCUAGAGUUAACUGAGACUGCCCCAUAAUUAUUAAUUAUUCAAGAUUUCCCACCCAUGAAAUUAUUCUAACUCAAAGUUUUACAUCAAUACGAACAACGUUACCCUCAUGGUGGUAAAAUAAAAAUAAAAAAAUGAAACAUGCGAAAGGUUUUUAAACGUACGUGUUCAUUAAUUUGAACACGGAAGAAUAAAAAAUUGACUUUAACUUAUUAGAAAACCGAAGUUAAAAAAAAAGAUUAAAAUUUUGCGGGAAUUAUUUUCGCGAUAAUGACAAAAUUUUUUAUAACAUUUUAAUUGAAGUUAGAAAUAAAAAAAGGACUUUUGGAAUUGCAAAAGAUAUUUUCGCAAAAUGCUAGCUUUAUUUCGAUUUUGCGAAAUUAAUUGACCCAAAUUCGCGAAAAUAUCUUCGCGAAAUGCUAGCUUUAUUUCGACUUUGCGGAAUUAAUUGACCCAAUUUGCGAAAAUUUCGUUCCUGGAGGUAGAUAAAAUACGUCAGAUCAUAUUUUUGAAGUAAUGGUAUUCAGUAUGAUAUUUAAGAAUGGUCUUUAUUGUA